AAAACUAUUUCUAGGUGCUCACAUGGAUGGGUCGUUGGUUGUAUAUGACAAGGAAAAGAGGAUGCUCAAUUCAACCCCGAAGAGGAAGCGAUUAAUGGAAAUGUGAAUGGGACGAGUGGUGAGUCGUUAGAUGCCAGCAAUGGCGGAGCUCAUUACAAUUCUAUUCGAAUCAACAAGUCAGUGCAUUCCAAAAAUCAAAAGGUCAAUCCAGUCGCCGCCUGGAAGUUAUCCAACCAUCGAAUCAACGCCUUCUCCUUCUCGCCUGAUAACCGACACUUGGCUGUUGUGUCCGAGGAUGGCACGCUAAGAAUUAUUGACUAUCUGAAGGAAGAGUGAGUUGAAGUUCCUGGCGCCUGAUCUUGUUGAGAAGCUUAUCUGACUGGGCUGCAAGGCUGCUCGACGUGUUCUAUUCCUAUUAUGGAGGACUAACAUGCGUUUGUUGGUCCCCAGAUGGCCAAUACGUAUUGACUGGUGGACAAGACGACUUGAUAUCAAUAUGGUCACUGUCGGACUCGGCUCUGGUAGCUAGAUGCCAGGGACACCAGUCUUGGGUAUCAGCCGUUGCCUUUGACCCUUGGAGAUGCGAUGAGCGAAACUAUCGUUUCGGUAGCGUGGGAGAAGACGGGCGUCUUUGUCUGUGGGACUUCAGCGUCGGCAUGCUUCACCGACCCAAGGCGCAAUCUGUACGACACCGUGGAUCUGUCUCAUCGCGCUAUACGGCUUUGCAGCGAGCUGAGACGGCCACCACGUCCAACUCAAGGUUGCGAUCAAACUCGAACCUAGAUACCGAAGACGAGGAAAUGGCUAUCGCACACCCUGUGGAGCCGCGGGCUAGAAUUCCAAUGCUCCCUCCCGUACUUAACAAAUCAAUUGAUACCCACCCAGUCUGUUGGCUGGAUUUCACAGAGAACGCUAUCAUGACGAGCUGCAAAUCAGGUAAGCUACACCAAACCAAGCUUUGAAGUCGAUCUUCCGGUCCGAUUGG
Fusarium verticillioides 7600 is the source of this 985-nucleotide messenger RNA. RefSeq lists its product as hypothetical. Gene Ontology annotation, cellular component: nucleus; cell division site; cell tip. Gene Ontology annotation, biological process: carbon catabolite repression of transcription. Bases 657 to 962 code for a protein of 101 amino acids. The transcript has 3 exons. NCBI's taxonomy places the organism in Eukaryota, Fungi, Ascomycota, Sordariomycetes, Hypocreales, Nectriaceae. The record is from RefSeq and is a predicted model, not a curated record.